Messenger RNA from Cetraspora pellucida, 301 nucleotides. Lineage: Eukaryota; Fungi; Glomeromycota; Glomeromycetes; Diversisporales; Gigasporaceae. The record is from the annotation of a GenBank genome assembly.
GCUUAGUUAUAAACGUCAUAUUCCUUCUAGCAUUUAUUUAUGGACUUUUCGUUUGUUGUUGUGCGGCACCUUUGUGGAUAGUUGUAUUCAGUCCAGCAAUAAUUCUGGUAAUGAUAUAGCGGACAAGUGUAGUAACGCAAUUAAUACAGCUAUAAUAAUAACUGCCAUUAUUUAUGUCAUAUUGGCUAUCACUAUGAUUCAUUAUGCCUUUGUUAUUGCCGCUUACGCUAAAAGUCGUAAGGCUAAAGAAGAAAAUGCUUCUUCAGCGCAAGAAACUUCAACACAUGGUGUAACUGAGAAA